AUGUCAUCUCGAUCGACCCGAACGUCGAAUAUGAAGACUCCGAUAGUGAGACCGAAGAGGAAGAAGACAUGGGUCGAUCAUUUGGUCCGAUUCCGAUGGAUUUUCGUCGUCUUUUUUAUGCUUCCCAUUUCUGUUAUACUCCACUUCCUCACUUAUCUUGGCGAACUUAGAUCCGAAUCCAAGUCCUACAAGCAGCGCCAAAAGGAGCACGAUGAAAACGUCUUGAAAGCCAUCAAACGGUUAAAAGAAAGGAACCCAUCCAAGGACGGUCUGGUCUGCACAGCCCGAAAACCCUGGGUUUCAGUGGGCAUGCGGAACGUCGACUACAAACGAGCUCGCCAUUUCGAUGUAGACCUCUCGGCUUUAUGUAACAUUCUUGAAAUUGAUCACAAGAGAAUGGUGGUGAAAUGCGAACCCAUGGUUACGAUGGGUCAGAUCACGCGAGCCACGGUUCCAAUGAAUCUUGCACUUGCUGUUGUUGCUGAGCUUGAAGAUCUUACCAUCGGAGGGCUCAUUAACGGUUUCGGAAUCGAAGGAAGCUCUCAUUUAUACGGGCUUUUCUCUGAUACCGUUGUGGCUUACGAGAUUCUUCUUGCAGACGGACGGGUUGUUCGAGCCACGCAGGAUAACGAGUAUUCUGAUCUUUUCUACGCCGUCCCAUGGUCUCAAGGGACCUUGGGCCUGCUUAUUUGUGCCGAAAUCAAGCUUAUACCCAUCAAAGAAUACAUGAAAUUGACUUAUAAGCCCGUACGCGGUAACCUACGCGAUCUCGUGGACGGAUAUAUCGAUUCUUUCGCACCUGAAUUUGGAGAAACCGACGGCAAAAAGGUUCCCGAUUUCGUGGAAACGUUGAUCUACAAUCCGCACGAAGCCGUUUGCAUGACGGGAAAAUAUGCUUCGAAGGAAGAAGCGGAGAAGAAAGGGAACACGAUCAAUAGGACCGGAUGGUGGUUCAAGCCGUGGUUCUUUCAGCACGCUCAGAAGGCGUUACAGAAAGGCGAAUUCGUAGAGUUUAUACCGACUCGAGAGUAUUAUCAUCGGCACACUCGAAGUUUAUUCUGGGAAGUCGAGCUUAUUCUUCUGUUUGCCGAUCAAUGGUGGUUUCGAUUGUUUCUUGGUUGGAUGAUGCCACCAAAAAUUUCGUUGAUGAAAGCCACCCAAGGCGAAGCCCUUCGAAACUAUUAUCAUGAAAUGCAUGUGGUUCAAGACUUGCUUGUUCCUCUUCAUAAGGUUUCCGAUGCUUUAGAAUGGGCGGAUCGUGAAAUGGAGGUAUAUCCCAUUUGGCUUUGCCCACACAAACUAUACAAGCACCCACAUAAAGCGAUGGUGUAUCCCGAGCCGGGGUUUGAGCAAGAACGUAGGCGAGGGGACACCGUAGACGCCCAGAUGUACACAGAUAUCGGGCUCUACUAUUCACCGCGACCCGUGUUGAGGGGUGAAGUAUUUGAUGGGGUUGGUGCAGUUCGUCAAAUGGAGAGCUGGUUGAUUGAUAACCAUGGGUUUGAGACACAAUAUGCGGUCACUGAACUCAGCGAGAAGGAUUUCUGGAGGAUGUUUGAUGGUGAGCUUUACGACAAGUGUCGCAGGAAGUACAAAGCGGUUGGGAACUUUAUGUCAGUGUACUACAAAAGUAAGAAAGGCAAUAAGACCGAGGAGGAGGUUCGAGAAGCUGAAAAUGUGCAGUUUUAA
Cynara cardunculus var. scolymus (artichoke) is the source of this 1689-nucleotide messenger RNA. RefSeq names its product delta(24)-sterol reductase-like. Gene Ontology annotation, molecular function: FAD binding; oxidoreductase activity, acting on the CH-CH group of donors, NAD or NADP as acceptor. Gene Ontology annotation, cellular component: cytoplasm; membrane. The record is from RefSeq and is a predicted model, not a curated record. The transcript has 3 exons. Gene Ontology annotation, biological process: steroid metabolic process. NCBI's taxonomy places the organism in Eukaryota, Viridiplantae, Streptophyta, Magnoliopsida, Asterales, Asteraceae. The coding region runs from base 1 to 1689 and encodes 562 amino acids.